AUGUCCACGCGGUACGGUACGGUACGUGGCAGAGAUAUCAUUAAUGGGACUGAGAAGGCAAUCCAUAGCCUCGUGGUCUCUGUGAGCUGUAGGCUUGAGAUGCAACACCAGCUCUGUGCCUUCCACAGCAAUCCACAAACAUGGCCUAAGAGAGAACACCUGACUCCCAACGACCCGCUCCCAUCGUCCACUCCUCACCUCGAGUGUAAACUUGGGCUCCUGUGGUUCCUGCUCAUCCUGGUCAGCCUCGUCCCGUCUCGGUCUCAUGCUGCUGCCGUCUUUAGGAUAGGAGUCGUGGGACCUUGGAACUGUGACCCCAUAUUUGCCAAGACCAUGCCGGCCGCUGCCGCCCAGCUCGCGGUCAGCAGGAUUAAUCGGGACGCCUUGCUGUCGAAGAUUGCCACCUUUGACUACGUGAUUCUGGAGGAGGAUUGCGAGACGUCCCGCGCUCUCGGUCGCUUCCUGCGCUACUACGCGCGGGCCGCAGCCUUCGUAGGGCCCGCCAACCCCGGUUACUGGGACGCCGCCUCGCUACUGGGCAAAAGCUGGGGCAAGGUGGUGUUUUCUUGGGCCUGUGUGGGCAGCGAGCUGGACGAGCUCCGUAGGCAUCCCAACUUUGCCUGCACCGUGCCACUGCCCACCCUCGUGCUGCUGAGAGUCAUGCGCCACUUUCGCUGGGCGCAUGUUGGCAUCAUCUCGUCCGCGGAUGACAUUUGGGUGGAGACGGCCAGUAAGUUGGCCAAUGCCUUGCGCGGACACGGCUUGCCCGUAGGUAUUGUGGCAUCUGUGGGCAAUGACCCUGACAGCAUGCGCAAGACCUUGGCCAAGGUCAAGAAAAUGGACGAACUACGGAUGGUGGUGCUCUGCAUGCACUCUGUCCUGAUCGGCGGCCAGGUCCAGAAGCUGAUGCUGGAGACGGCCCACGACAUGCGUCUGACCGACGGCUCCCUGAUGUUUGUGCCCUACGACACGCUGCUCUACAGCCUACCCUACAUGGACGUGCCUCACCCCGCACUGCGCAACAACAGCAAACUGCUGCGUGCCUACGACGCAGUGCUGACCAUCACCGUGCAAUCCCAGCAGCACUCCUUCUACCAGGCCUACCAGCAGGCUGUGGAGGCAGGGGAGCUUCCCUCCCACAUCAAACCUCAACAGGUCUCCCCACUGUUUGGGACCGUCUACAACUCUAUCCUGUACCUGGCCCACACCAUGAAGCACAUGAGGGACUCAGGACAGCGCAUCUACGGGGGAAACCUCGUCAGCCACUCUCGCGGCGUGUCUUUCCAGGGCUUCAGUCACCCGGUCCGGAGUAGCACCUCCGGAGCGGGCCUGCAGGACUUUGUGAUCCUGGACACGGACGGGCUGUCGUGGGAGCUGCGCCCGACGCACAGGGUGGAGAUGGAGCUGGACAUGGUGAGGUACCUGGGCAAGCCCAUUCACUUCCCCAACGGAGUGGCCCCGAAGGCAGACGCCGGCUGCUGGUUCACAAACAGCAUCAUCUGCUCAGCAGGUGUGGACCCUUUUGCUGCAGUUAUCAUGUCAGUGUUGAUGUUUCUGGUAUUCCUCUGCUGUGCUGGGAUCUACUACUAUAUUAGGAGAAAACUAAGUCAGAUUAGUAUGGUCAGAGGCCCCAAUAGGAUCAUGCUGACCCUGGAGGAUGUUACUUUUAUCAACCCAUCUCUUAGCAACAAGAAAUUCAGUAUUCACGAUGACAGUAGAGUCAACAGCGUGAUGAGGAAGAGCAGUUCUUCUCGGAGCUUAAAGUCGCACAUCUCCUCCGUGUCACCUGCCACGCACGAGAACUCCAAUGUGGCACUCUAUGAGGGUGACUGGGCCUGGCUGAAAAGACUCCCACAUGGAGAUUUCAAGACCAUUACACCUGGCACCAGUGAUGUGUUUGGGGUGAUGAUGCAGUUGAGACAUGAGAAUGUCAAUUCUUUUCUGGGUUUCUUCCAUGACUGUGGAGUCUUUGCCAUCAUGACAGAGUUCUGCACCCGUGGAAGCCUGGAAGACUUGCUCAUCAAUGAUGAUGUUCCUCUUGACUGGAUGUUCAAAUCCUCUCUGAUAAUGGACCUCAUAAAGGGCAUGAAGUAUUUACACUACAAGAAUGUUUGUCACGGCCGACUGAAGUCAAGGAACUGCCUUGUUGAUGGACGCCUUGUACUUAAAAUCACAGACUAUGGCUACAAAGAGGUGUUGGUGGCAGAGAAGUUCCCCUAUGAAGAACAACUGGCUGAGGACCUUCUUUGGACUGCUCCUGAGAUUCUGCGAGGUCCCUCUCCAGGCCAUAAUGGCAGUUUCCCAGGCGACGUGUACAGCUUUGCCAUCAUAAUGCAAGAAGUACUGAUGCGUGGACUGCCAUACUGCAUGCUGGAGCUCUCUGCUGAAGAUAUCGUUGAGAGGAUCCGCAGGCCUCCGCCGCUGUGCCGGCCUGAAGUGACCAGUAGAUACGCCCCUAUGGAGGGCAUCCAGUUAAUGAAACAAUGCUGGGCGGAAGAACCUGAGAAACGACCAACCUUUGAGCAGAUAUUUGAUCAGUUUAAGACCAUAAACAAAGGAAGAAAGACAAAUAUAAUAGACUCCAUGUUGAGGAUGCUGGAGCAGUACUCCUCUAACCUGGAAGAUCUUAUUAGAGACAGGACUGCGGAACUGGAGAUGGAAAAACUGAAGACAGAGAAACUUCUAACUCAGAUGCUUCCUCCGUCAGUGGCGGAGUCCUUGAAGCAGGGCAGUGUGGAACCUGUGCACUUUGACAGUGUGACCGUGUACUUCAGUGACAUUGUGGGUUUCACAACCAUCUCAGCCAACCUUGAGCCCAUUGAGGUGGUGGACGUACUCAAUGAUCUCUACUCGCUGUUUGAUAAUGUCAUUGGCAAUCAUGACGUCUAUAAGGUGGAGACCAUCGGUGACGCCUACAUGGUAUCAUCAGGAUGCCCAGUGCCAAAUGGGAACCGCCAUGCUGCUGAAAUAUCCAAUAUGGCACUGGACAUCUUGAGUGCAGUGGACAACUUCAAGAUGAAGCAUAUGCCAGACGUGCCUUUGAGGAUACGCAUAGGCAUACACACAGGCUCAUGUGUGGCUGGAAUUGUGGGCUUAACAAUGCCGAGGUACUGCCUGUUUGGAGACACCGUCACCACUGCCUCCAGAAUGGAAUCAACAGGAAUACCCCACCGAAUCCAUAUUCACAACAGCACAGUUCAGAUUCUCCUCAGUUUAAAGGAAGGCUACCGGGUGGAGUUAAGAGGCAAGGUAGAAUUAAAGAACAAGAUACCGGAAGACACAUAUUGGCUGAUUGGAAAAGAUGGCUUCACCAAACCUCUCCCAGGAUCAGGAGGCCACAAGGAUCUGAAGGUGCUUCUCCAUAAAGCGGUCAGGAAGAUCUCCACUGUGCGUCAGGUGGCUCAGCUCGGCAUGAUGGACGAAGGCAACGUCAUGAUGCACCACCACUAA
Sardina pilchardus (European sardine) is the source of this 3450-nucleotide messenger RNA. It is a transcript of the gene gc2, whose product is annotated as guanylyl cyclase 2. Bases 1 to 3450 code for a protein of 1149 amino acids. Gene Ontology annotation, biological process: receptor guanylyl cyclase signaling pathway; intracellular signal transduction; protein phosphorylation. Gene Ontology annotation, molecular function: ATP binding; guanylate cyclase activity; peptide receptor activity. NCBI's taxonomy places the organism in Eukaryota, Metazoa, Chordata, Actinopteri, Clupeiformes, Clupeidae. Gene Ontology annotation, cellular component: plasma membrane. The transcript has 19 exons. The record is from RefSeq and is a predicted model, not a curated record.